Molecule: messenger RNA, 743 nt
Organism: Brienomyrus brachyistius
Lineage: Eukaryota; Metazoa; Chordata; Actinopteri; Osteoglossiformes; Mormyridae
Product: E3 ubiquitin/ISG15 ligase TRIM25-like
Exons: 2
Coding region: 99-743 (214 amino acids)
Molecular function (GO): zinc ion binding
Source: RefSeq, a predicted model, not a curated record
ACCUGCUGCAGUCUGAGAAGCAGGAAGUUCCUCCCACUGUCACACACAGACGACUGUGAGAGAAAACGAGACUGAAUCCUAUCAGUGUUCGUGGUAAAAUGGCAGAAGCCAGAGUUGCAGUGGAUGUAAAUGAGUUAAGUUGUGCAAUCUGUCUAGAUCUACUAAAGGAUCCAGUAACUAUUCCCUGUGGACAUAGUUACUGUAUGAGCUGCAUUAAGAGCUGCUGGGAUCAGGAAGAUCAUGCUGGAGUUUACAGCUGCCCCCAGUGCAGACAGACCUUCAUACCCAGACCUGUUCUGGGCAGAAACACCAUGCUGGCUGAAGUGGUGGAGAAACUGAAGAAGACUGGACUACAAGCAGCUGCUCCUGCUGACCAGUAUGCUGGACCUGGAGAUGUGGAGUGUGACGUCUGUACUGGGAGAAAACACAAAGCUGUCAAGUCCUGCCUGGUGUGUCUGGCCUCCUACUGUGAAACUGACCUGCAGCUUCACAACAAACUCCACCAUGCAAAACAGCACAAGCUCAUUGAUGCCAUCGGCCAUCUGAAGGACAAGGUCUGUUCCCACCAUGACAAACCCCUGGAGGUCUACUGCCGUACCGACCAGCAGUGUAUCUGUUAUCUCUCUACGAUGGAUGAACACAGAGGCCAUGAUACAGUCUCAGCUGCUACAGGAAGGGCGGAGAUACAGUGUAUACUUCCAGUCAGAAGGUACCACACCGGCAGAUACAGAUGUCUGAAAUAG